CCAUGGCUCUCAGGAACAAGAGAACUCAUAUGAGAUAAGAAAGAAGAGGCCUCAGGAGUGGAGGUGCACUCUCAGAUUACAGACCUUUGACCAGAGGUCUUUCUCCAAAGCAUCAGGACAGAGAGAAGUCACAGAACAGAGCAGAUUUUCCACGAGCAGCAGAAAAUGAUUAGGUCCCAGAUAUCGUUUGAGGAUGUGGCUGUGGAUUUCACAUUGGAAGAGUGGCAGCUACUUAAUCCUUCUCAAAAGAACUUGUACAGAGAUGUUAUGUUGGAGAACUAUAGCAAUCUAGUUUUUUUGGGUUUUCAAAUUAUCAAACCUGACGCAAUUUUGAAGCUGGAGCAAGAAGAGCCAUGGAUGAUAGAUGAAGAAAUCCUAAGUCAAAACUUUUCAGAAGAAGUCUGGCUAGAUAAUCUCAAAAUGUGGCACCAAGAUAAUCAAGACAAACUAAAAAGUAUGGAGAGAGGCCAUGAAUAUGAUGUUUCUUGGAAAAUAUUUCAUUCAAGCAUUAACUUUGUUCAUUUAGCAAUGAGACCCCAUAAAUAUGGCAUAGGUGAAAAAAGUUUGAAAUAUCCUUUUGACUUUCUCAUUCCAAAAAGUAACUGUGGAAGAAAGAAACUUGAUGAACUCAAUAAGAAAUUAUUAUUCUAUAUCAAACCUGCCCGAAUUCAUGGUGGAAUAAAAUAUUGUGACUGCAAUAAGUGUAGAAAAGCCAGCAGUGAAGAGUCAUGGCUCAUUACAAAUCAUAUAACCCAUAGAGGAGUCUAUUUAUGCAUAGUAUGUGGCAAAGUUUUUAAGAAAAAGUCUCAGUUUCUUAUACAUCAGAGAACUCAUACAGGAGAGAAGCCCUAUGGAUGCAGUGACUGUGGAAAAGCCUUCUCACAGAAGUCAUUGCUCACUAUUCAUCAAAGGACUCAUUCAGGAGAAAAACCAUAUGGGUGUAAUGAAUGUCCAAAAGCUUUUAUUAGGAAGUCACUGCUCAUUUUACAUCAGAGAACUCAUACAGGAGAAAAGCCCUAUGGAUGCAAUGACUGUGGAAAAGCCUUUAGCAGGAAGUCACAGCUUAAAAGACAUCAGAUAACCCAUACAAUAGAGAAACCCUAUGGCUGCAGUGACUGUGGAAAAGCUUUCUCCCAGAAAUUAAAGCUCAUUACACAUCAGAGAACACACACAGGAGAGAAACCCUAUAAAUGUGGUGAUUGCGGAAAAGCCUUCUUUUGGAAAUCUCAGCUCAUUACUCAUCAGAGGACUCACACAGGGAAAAAACCUUAUGCAUGCAGUGAAUGUAAAAAAGCCUUCAGCAGGAACUCACUCCUUAUUAGGCAUCAGAGGAUUCAUACAGGAGAGAAACCAUAUGAAUGCAGUGAAUGUGGUGAAGCCUUCAUCAGAAAACCACAACUUACUAAACAUCAAAUAACUCAUACAGGAGAGAAGAACUAUCAAUGCAGUGAUUGUGAAGAAGCCUUCUUUAAAAAGUCAGAGCUAAUGAGACAUCAAAAAAUUCAUUUAGGAGAGAAACCCUAUGGAUGUGUUGAAUGUGGAAAAACCUUCUUUGGGAAGUCACAGCUCCUAACACAUCAAAGAACUCACACUGGAGAGAAACCUUAUGAAUGCAGUGAAUGUGGGAAAGCCUUCACUCAGAAGUCAAGUCUGAUAUCACAUCAAAGAACACAUACAGGUGAGAAACCUUACAAGUGCAGUGAAUGUGGAAAAACCUUCAGUGAGAAGUCAAGUCUUAUUCACCAUCAGAGAACUCAUACUGGAGAAAAACCCUUUGAAUGUAGUGAAUGUAGGAAAGCUUUUGCUUGGAAGCCACAGCUUCUUAGGCAUCAGAGAAUUCAUACAGGGGAGAAGCCCUUUGAAUGCAAUGAUUGUGGGAAAGCAUUUGUUCAGAAAGUGCAGCUCAUUAAGCAUCAGAGAAAUCAUACAGGAGAGAAAACCUAUGGCUGCAGUGACUGUGCAAAAGCCUUCUUUGAGAAGGCACAGCUCAUUAUACAUCAGAGAAUUCAUACGGGAGAGAGACCCUAUAAGUGUGUUGAAUGUGGGAAGUCUUUCACUAGAAAAUCACACCUUAUGAGACAUCAGAGAAUUCAUACAGGUGAUAAAUAUUAUGGAUGUGGUGAAUGUGGGAGUAACUUCAACAGAAAGUCACAGCUCUUGGUACAUCAGAGAGACCACAUAAUAUAGAAAUCCUAAGAAUGGAGUGAUUUUGGAAAGCCUGCUAUCCAAUAUCAUGCCUUCUGACACUUCUGAGGGCACAUUCAGAGAGAAACCCUAUCAGUGCAAUGACUGUUGAAUUUUCUUUUGUUGGGAAGGCAAGUCUUAUCAGAAUUCAAAAAGGUGAGAAAAAUUUAAAAAGUAGACACUAUAGGAAAGCUGUCUCCCAGAAGACAGCCUAUUACACAUUGAUGACUCAUCAGUGUGGAAUUCUUAUAAAUAUUGUAAUAAUAGAAACCCUUUCCUUUCAGCCAAAAGUGACAGCUCGUUAAAUAUUCAGAAGACCUAAACAGGAGAAAGACUAUUGUAGCAAGUGAGGGGAGAGCUCAAGAAAGGAUAAACCAUAGUACAGUAAGAAUACACACAAAGUAGUUACUGAAUAUUAUAUGUUAGAGAAUUCAUAUGGAGGAGUUGUCCUGAUAAUUUAAAGAAACUAAUAAGCGUGGCCCUAGUAAAAUAAUUCUAUAAGAAAGUUGUAUUCAUUGUAUAUAUAUUAUAAAUAAUAAUAACUUUUAAGUGGUAGAUAUAUUUUAAGUGUGAGGACUUCUGCUUUCUGCUGUGGUGGUAUAACAAAGACCAGAUUAACUCUCUUGCCUUACAGUUAGAAACUGUACAAUGGAUAUAACAUAAUGGGUUUAAGACAUAUAACAAGCACAGGUUUUUGAUCCCUGGCAGAAGGUGGACACAGUGGAGUGAACCCUACAAUUGCAGAGCCCUCUGUCUGGUGGCAGUUUCUAGGCUGCAGUUCAGGGAAGGGAACAAAUGUGAUCUUGCUGAAUUGAAGAGAGUUGCUGCAUUGGCAUUGAGAGAGGCCCUGGUAGCUAGAAUUUGCAGGGAAAAGUACUACAGAGGAGGGAGCUCCCCAGAGAGGGCUUCAGAAAUCCUCUGGGGUCCCUUUCAGUCUCUGGCUUAGUACUGAUCUGCAUAUGUGUGGAAGGAAACCUCCUGAGAUCAGGAAAGGUACUGCUGGAGAGCAGAGACAAUUCCUAACGAUUCCUAAAAAUCAGUAGAGAACUGGGAAUAGUUCAGCCAGAGUAGCAACAACUUUAACACAUGGGGCACCAAGUAGAAUUCCCAGAAGACUAUUGUCUUAGUAGUGAGCAUAAUUAACCCUAGAUUAAAAGCUACUCAGGACCCACAAUGUCUGGCAUCCAAAAUCUUACCUGGCAUGCAAAAGAAAAAUAUGCCUUGUUACCAGGAAAAAAAUCAGUCAGUAGAUAGGAGACCUAGGUAAGACUGAAGUGACUGGAAUUAGUAGACAAGGAUGUUCACAUAGCUUUAACAAAUGUAGAGGAAACCAGGAAGCUGAAACCUGAUGUGGAAGAUACAUUUUUGAAAGUCCAAAUGGAACUUCUCAGGAUGAAAACAACAGUAUCUGAAAAUUAAAGAAAAAAAUAUCUGAGUGGAAUUAACAGAUUAGACAUAGAAGAAGAAAAAAAAUAAUGAACUUGAAGAGAAAGAAUAAAAGCUUUCCAAAUUAUGUACACGGAGAAAGAGACUGAAGGAAAAACAGAGAAUAGGGAAUCGGUUAUAGUGGUAUAACGUAUGUGUCAUUGGAGUCCCAGGAGGAGAGGAAAGAUGAGGCAGAAGGAAGUAUUUGAGAAAAUAAUGACUGAAUGUUUUCCACAUAUGAUGAAAAGUAUAACUCUACAUAUUUAAGAUGCUCAAAAACCCAAAACAGAAGAAAUCAAGGAAAUCAUGCCAAUGGAUAUCAUAUUCAAAUUGAUGGAAACCAGUGAUAAAAAGAACAACUAUAAAACUAUAAAGCACCUGGAGAGAAAAAGUCACAAUACACUCAUGGAACCAAUGAUGGCAUGCUUCUAGCCAUAGACUCUGCAAGCUAGAAGACAAUGGAGUGAGUCCUUGGUUACUCAAAGGAAGGAAACACAAAACAAAAACCGUGCAGCCUAGAGUUCUCUUACCCACCAAAAAUAGCUUUCAAAAAUGAAAGCUCCCUCACCCCCGGAAAAAAGGCAUUUUCUGAAUAACAAAAAGAGAAUUUAUCACCUGUAGAUCUUCCUUCAUUGGGGCAGCAGGAAAAUAAUACUAAGUAAUUUGAAUCUAGAGGAGCAAAUGAAGAGUUCUCAAAAUGGUGAUUAUGUGGGUAAAUGUAAAAGAUUUUUUUCUCUCUUUAAAAUCUUUUAAAAAGGUGAUUGCUGCUUAAAGCCAAAGUAAUGACAGUGUAUUUUAGAUUAUGAUCUAUUUAGAAGUGUGUGACAACAAUAGCACUUAAGUUUGAGUCUUUAAAAAUAGAUUGCAUCAUCUGAGUCAGAAAACUAUUUUCUCAGCUCAGGAUGACUUGUAUUUAUAACAGCUGCAAGCAGGAAUUGCAUGUAUUUUGGAUCCGCAUUUGUACUAAUUGCUCUGUACUCCUCCAUAUCGAUUUUCCUCCUUUCUCUGCUCUGCAUCCCCAGAGGCUGUUCUGUAGGGGCUGCUCACUAAGGUUUCUGCUUAGGUUCCAAAGUGGGCGGUGCUAGUAGGAGAAUAGAGGGAUGGGAGGAGAGAGAGGUUGGAGUAUCUAUUACUUCUCCCUUCCUUCUUACCGGACCACAGUCUUGGCAAUGCCUGUGUUCUCUUAUCGCUACAGCUUCCUUUGGGUACCCCCUUUUUAUGGCUGUAUCCCUUAGCUUUCAGUUAAUAACAUUCCCUUUCCUCUUAUGACUUGCUUCUGGGUGCUUCCCCAUCCCUGUUUGGUUUCCUUAAUUCUGAACACAUAUCUGUAAAUAGUCCCUUUAUUAAAUGUUCCUGAGUUAUAUUUUGAGUGUACCAUUUGUUUUCUGUGCCCAUGUGUUAAAUGGUGAAUGGAGAAUUUAACAAAAUUUUUUGAGCAUCAUUUACUGGUACAUAUGCCUCCUAGGACAUAGACUGGCGUCUAUCAAGAUUUCCCUCACUAAAUAUAUCAAUAUUUUCUCUUUGUGUUUUAACAGUUCAGUGGAAAUUAUAAUAAUUUUUUGUGGCUUUUGCUUUGCUGCAAAUGUAAAUGGUUCUGGAGAUUACCAUCUGCUAUAUAUGCAAGUCGUCUACAGCUGUUACUAAAUUCUUCUUCAUAAUAGAAACCAAUAAAACAUUUACACAGUCUUAUGGUACCUCAGGGUUAGCAAACUGCAAGAAAGUAUUGUUAUUUAUGAUGUGUAAAGUGAAGGAAGAAGAUAACCACUACUGAGUGAAGAAAGAUGGGGUGAGGCACUAUACUUCCGAGUACUCUCAUUUUAAAAAUUGUGCUGUGCAAUUAAAAUAUCCUCAUUCCAUCUUCUGUUUUUUAUUAUAUACAAUUCAUGUAAUCUGUAACCUAUAGAUAAGAUUUACCAUUUCAGUAGUCAAAGUUACUGUAGAGAACAUCUUCAAAGGCUCCAUACCAGUGUUCAUCACACUAUGCCAAAAGAGAAUGAACUUUUCUAGGAUUAAACCAGAGUUGCUUCACUUAUAAUGUUAUAAAGGGUAAUAAUUUAGGUUGAAAUAGACGACCAAAGAGGCCCAAUGUAGAUAGUACCAUCCCCCAUCACUUGUCAGAUCUCUCUUAAGAAUUUCGCCUCUCUAUAUCCUCCCUCACCCAGUCAUUCUUUCCUGCUGUUGUACAGCCCUCUUUUUUGAAGAGUUGCCAUCAGGAUACACAGCAGGAUUUUCUCCUUCAGUUGGACUUGCAUUUCAAUCUGCACUUAGAAGGAGCUCUUCAUGCAGGUUUUCCAUUUUGUGCAACUCCAAGAGGCACUAUUCACAAUCUGUUAAUAAAUUUGCUUAUCACUCUGGUCCUGUCUUUAAGGAGUUAGCUAGUGAAUGAAAUAAUUGUUUAAUACUUAGGCAUAAUUGGACCAUAACAUCAUGACAGUUCCCUGUAAUUAUUUCUCUGUACUAGUACUAUAUGAUCUAUAGAUGACUGUAAAGUAGUUUCUACCACCAGGAUCUCCCUGGUCCCCUUUAUUUGCCAAUAUAGUGGAGGGAAAAGCCAUUCUCCAUUCUCACCAUCUUAGAAAAUUUUAUCUCAUGAUCUCUGCCUGCAACUUAGAAGUAGGCAGUGUUAACAUGUCAUGACCAGCUCAAAAGAAUGAAAUAAGUUUACAUGUACUGUUUCCUCCCAGCACCACACACCACACACCCCAUUGCCACAUUAACUCACAAACCUUAAUAAGUAGUCAGUUUGUUCUGAGGCAACAUUUGUGGAUUUGGUAAUGCUAUUUGAUAAUUCUUUCGUUUGUGUGGUCUUUGUUGGGGGAGCACAGUUGUUACUCAGUGUGUCCAGGUAUUUAACAAUACCUAAAUCAUUAGAGGUGCCCAACAAAGAGAAUGUAGUUGUAGAAGCAGUCACUAGUAAGGUGAAAUGAGGAGAGAAAUACAAGUGAACUGGCAUUUGUAAUUUGGAGUUCUCAUUUAAAGUAUUCCUGCCAUUAAAAUUAUUUAUAAAACACAUCAAGCUCAGCCUCAUAUAAAGGUAGGAGAAGCAAUUAACUUUUGUUGUUUAUAAUAAUAGUGUGAUCAUAUGAAGGGAGCCUUUAAACCGUGACCUGCUGUCACUGCAGCCAUCCAAGUGGUAAUGUGGGUUUAUCCCCAACCAUGAUUUUUACAGGGCUGCUCUGAGGGCAUAUGCAAGUUAUAUGCAUUUAUCCUAUUUAUAUGUUUGUCUAAAGCCAAAUGGGUUAAGUGAUGAUGUCUGAGAUAUGGGACCAGCCAUGCUUCUCAUACAAGGACAGAUCAAAUACUUAAGGAAAGGUCAGGCUGCUGUUCUUUCUGUGAGGAGCAAUCUCUAAGCUGCUGCUACUUGUUUCCACUGACGGUGCAUCUAGAGAUCAAGGCGCCUGAGGAGGCUGUGCUAGUGCAGACCUGUUGCUGACACUCUCUUCUCUGCUAUGUUUGGGAAGAAAAUCUCUGCACCCAUGUUUACUGAGUAAACUGUUUAGUGAAUUAAUAUGUGCAUGUGGUCAUUGGAAACUACACUCUAGCUUCCAUUACAAAUAGGUAUCCCAAACUAAGUCAGCUCCUGCCAGUUUCCAACAUACUGUGAUCUAGAUACACCUAAAACAUAGAGAGAAAAGUGCCUCCGAUGAGUAGUGUGGUUGGCAUGUUAAGAGUUAAUGCUCUGCCCACCCCUUAGCUCACCCAUCUGGGGCCUGGGUUCUGUGUAGAGGGAAAAUGGCUUACUUUUUAAACUGGGGACUCCUGUAUCCCCUGAGGCCGAAAAGAUUAGGAUACUCAGAGAUUGCACCAAGAGUAGAAAAAAAAGUAGAGAUGAGGCAUGGCGUGUGGGGAGACUCACCCACACCUGCUCUGUGCCUCUGCAAGAGGAGGGCUGGGAGGACCACUGACUGGAGGUUGGGAAUCAAAUCAGGUAUCACCUACUCCCUCCCCCUUAACACGGAUGGGUUGUGUCUGGCCCAAGAUCAGCAGCAGUACCAGGCCUGGAUCCUCCCACCACCCCAUGUCCCAUGCUCUGCCAAGAGAAGACAGCUGUCCUUGGCUUCCUUUCUUGGUGCUUUCCACCCCACAAGCCUGAGCGCAGUCUGGUUCCUGCUUUGAUCAGUACCUUCAUGUGGGUGUUAAAUUACACACUUGUGCCUUGCUGAGAGGCUUUCCAAUGGAAGGAAUCAGAAUCACUAACUGGCACUUGUUAACGCAGUGGCACCUUUCAGGGAUGUGUGUGUACAUGCAUGUGCUUGCAUUAAGCGAGCUCUGUGCUUAGGUCUUUAUAUAUAUAUAUAUACGCUUUUAAUUCCUUUUUACUGUUUACUCAUUAAGUGUUUAGACCAUCAUUUUACUCUAAGCUACUUGAGUUCACCAAGGUCAUAGAGCUACCAGGUGGCAGAGUUGAGUUUGAACCUUUCUACUCCCCAGAAGCAAAGUGCUGUUGUACUGCUAUUAUGCCAUACUUAUAAAACAGCUAAUUUCUCCAGCAGCUUAAAGUCCUUACAUUUUUUCAUAGACUAAACUCAGAUUAAGGGUCUAAAAAGAUCAGGAACACAAAGGCAACCUCAUUUGCAUUAUAGCCAUUUUGCUGCUGUGUGGUUUUUGACAAAUUAAGCUUUUUGCGUUUCCCAGUUUUCCAAUUUAAAAUUAAAGUGAUACUGUAGUGGUCUUGCAGUAUCUGAUAUAGAAAAACAUACAAUAGAGAUUAUCAACAAAAUUAUUAACACAUUCUUUGAAAAAGCUGAUUAAGUGAUGAAUCUCAAAAAGCUUGAGAAAAAUAAGCAAACUAAUAAAGUUUUCAAAAAUUAGAGGAAAUUAUGACAGCUCUAGGCUAAAAAUAUGAAAAUUUAGAUCAAGUGGAUGCUUUCUUCAGAAAAUAGAUCAGACUCACUUUGAACAUGAAUAAAGAAAUCCAAAAUAUCCUUAGCAUACUGAAUCUAGCAAUAUAUUAAAAACAAUAGUGACAAGUAAGUUUAUCCUAGGAUUGAAACAAUGGGUUAAUUUUAGAAACUGUUACUAUGAAAUAACACAUUCACAUUAACAAGCUUAAAGAUAGUAAAUUGAAGUAUAUGAUAAAGGGCUCAAUUCCAAUUCUUUCUUAAGAAAAAUCCUAAUGGGAAAGAGCUUGUUAAACCAGCUGGUGGUGUUUGGUACUCCUCUCGCAUCAUCCUUAGUGAUGAAAUCUAAUCUGUUUAAAAAAUCUCCUUAAGUAAAAGAUGAAUACAAGAUAAGAA
Molecule: messenger RNA, 8846 nt
Organism: Manis pentadactyla (Chinese pangolin)
Lineage: Eukaryota; Metazoa; Chordata; Mammalia; Pholidota; Manidae
Gene: ZNF605
Product: zinc finger protein 605
Exons: 4
Coding region: 166-2187 (673 amino acids)
Biological process (GO): regulation of immune system process; regulation of cytokine production; negative regulation of transcription by RNA polymerase II
Source: RefSeq, a predicted model, not a curated record